CAUCCCUGCUGCUGAGUUGAAAUGUUUGUCCACUUAGCUUGUCAUGAUGCGGCCUUUGUUGUUUGCGCAGAUCUAGAGCAUUAAAAUUAUUCUUUCUUGUCGACUAAGUUCGGUGAUAAGCUAUGAAGCUAACACGGAAACUGGUUCUCGCUAAGGCCAAGGCCUCCGACUUGGAAAGCGUGAAAAAACUGAACUGCUGGGGAUGCAACCUCACUGAUAUUUCUAUCUUCUCUCAAAUGCCCAACAUUAAGGUGCUGACACUGAGUGUCAACCGCAUCUCGUCUCUCGCUCCUCUGGCUGGCUGUCUGUCUCUGUGUGAGCUCUACCUGAGGAGGAAUAUGAUCCCCUCUCUCUCUGAGCUCUCUCAUCUGCGCUCCUUGACAAGUCUCAAGGUGCUCUGGUUGGCUGAGAACCCCUGUUGUGGACCCGAGUCCAGCCAGUAUCGCCUGACUGUCCUGCGCUGCCUCCCUCGUCUCCAGAGGCUGGACAACCUGCCAGUGACAGAGGAUGAGAUUUCACUAGCUAUCAUGGAGGGUGAAGUCGUCACCACCCCCCCAGGCAGUGUCCAAAACCAGCUUUCCUCCAACGGACUUCCAGAAGCAGAGACAGAGAAUGACGCCCUCAACUACAACAUGGAGGAGACCAAUAAAAUCAGGGAAGAGUUGGGGAUGAAGCCCCUCUCCAGAGACAAGUUCCCCUCUCUCUCCUCUCCAUCAACCAGAGAAAGCAGAUCGUCUCUGAAAAAGUCACACACUCUCGAUGCAGUUCUGCUGCUGCUGAACGAUUUGGAUGAAGAGGAGCUUCGCAUCGUACACACAGCUACACAGAACCGGCUCCACACUUACACACUGGACUCAGAGACACUAAAAGACUCACUGCAGACACAGAAAACCGCUGACAUCACACAAUAAAACACUGCACAGCCUGCACUCAGGGCCAAACCUCUCACUCCCUUUUCCACGUCCAAACCAAAAUCUCAUCCUUAGAGAUUAGAAACAGGUCCUAACCACCCCCCACCCUCCCUCCUGUUACCUCCUGAUUCCACUAAGCAUGGCACGUGACGUGACUUCACUGACCGCUUGUCUUUGUGGUCCAGUUUUCACAUGUGGAAGAGUACUGAAAAAUUUCCUUGGCUUUGGCUUUUUUUUUUUUUUCUUUUAAUGCAGCAUGCCUAUCUGCCUUGUAAGAAC
Molecule: messenger RNA, 1190 nt
Organism: Seriola dumerili (greater amberjack)
Lineage: Eukaryota; Metazoa; Chordata; Actinopteri; Carangiformes; Carangidae
Gene: cfap410
Product: chromosome unknown C21orf2 homolog
Exons: 7
Coding region: 123-911 (262 amino acids)
Biological process (GO): cytoskeleton organization; mRNA splicing, via spliceosome
Cellular component (GO): U4/U6 x U5 tri-snRNP complex
Molecular function (GO): protein binding
Source: RefSeq, a predicted model, not a curated record